Paramecium sonneborni is the source of this 162-nucleotide messenger RNA. NCBI's taxonomy places the organism in Eukaryota, Ciliophora, Oligohymenophorea, Peniculida, Parameciidae. The record is from the annotation of a GenBank genome assembly.
AUGUCUUUGACAACAGAUCUAUUCUCUAGAAGCAUCAUCUCAAUAACUAUUCCAAUAGAUAAUCUUAAAUUCGUGUAUUCUGUACCUUAAGUUGUGGAUUCUGAUCUAUUGAUCUAUUAACUAGCAUACUAGAACAAGGGACCAAAUUAGAAAAUUAAAUGA